Necator americanus (New World hookworm) is the source of this 609-nucleotide messenger RNA. RefSeq lists its product as uncharacterized. The record is from RefSeq and is a predicted model, not a curated record. Bases 1 to 609 code for a protein of 202 amino acids. The transcript is spliced from 3 exons. NCBI's taxonomy places the organism in Eukaryota, Metazoa, Nematoda, Chromadorea, Rhabditida, Ancylostomatidae.
AUGCAGCUGGUUUCUAUUUCGUAUCUUAGAAUAGACAUACGGAACAAUACAGCACCUUUUUCCCCACAAAGUGUUCAAAGCGCACAUGCGAUAGCUGUAGCUGGAGCUCCAACACCCUUCACUUUUGGACGGUUGGCGAAAGGAUCACUUCACAUUUGGGCGAUUGGCGAAGAGAUCCUCAUCACGAGUAAAACGUGGAUCAAAUUACUGCGGUUAUUAUUAUUAUUAUUAUUAUUAUUAUUAUUAUUAUUAUUAUUAUUAUUAUUAUUAUUAUUAUUAUUAUUAUUAUUAUUAUUAUCGUUACUUUUUUCGCGAGGAAACAACGCGCGACGCUUGGCUUUCGUCCUGGCCGAUCUACGAUUGACCGAUGCGAACGCCAGCCGAAUGUCCAGUUUUGCCGCCGACGACAUUAUGCGAAGAACAGUAGAUCAGUGCAAGCAGAUGAGGAUCUCUUCGAGACCUCAAACGGGAAUCAAGGCGGACAGAGAUCCAAUACAAUUCUAUCGCCAACGAAGUAAAACUGCGAGUCUACCUAUUCGCAAUUCGGCCGAUCAUGAUAUACGGAUCGGAUACUUGGGCAGCACUAACUACGGUGAUGAAAGAGCUUGA